This is a messenger RNA of Rhincodon typus (whale shark), 744 nucleotides long. RefSeq names its product ubiquitin D-like. The transcript is spliced from 2 exons. The record is from RefSeq and is a predicted model, not a curated record. Bases 120 to 530 code for a protein of 136 amino acids. Gene Ontology annotation, molecular function: protein binding. NCBI's taxonomy places the organism in Eukaryota, Metazoa, Chordata, Chondrichthyes, Orectolobiformes, Rhincodontidae.
ACACAUAUUCUGUGCUUUCAGUUUCACAUUGACAGAUUUCGGAGAAAUGAACUGUGUGGGAUAUCCCCGUCCCCACGCUGAAUAUAAAGCCUGACUGACACCGAUCUCCGUCAGUGAUAAUGACCAGCACCAUGGCCGCGCAGCUUCUCAGCUUUCUCAUUGAUUUCCAGAGCACUCGGAACAAGGUCCAGGAGCUGAAGCCCCCUGUUAUUGCAAAACCUGCUUCUCCACAGGCAAAGCCCCUCAAUAGUACCCACCUGGCAGUACAGAAACCCGAGCCCCCGGCCCCCAGCAGCUCCUGCCAGCUCCGUCUGAUGGGCUGUAAUGGGCAGAAUGCCCUCCUGAGCGCCCGCUCCGACAGCACCGUCCAGGAACUGAAGGAGAAGAUUUUCCUGCAGACCGGGAUCCCAGCAAAGAGCCAGAUCCUGUACAUCAACAACCAGACCCUGCAGGAUGGCAAGGUGCUGCGGGAUUUUAACCUCCGAGGGCUCACUGACCUGCUGGUGGUACACAAGGUGCGGGGAGGGUAACACUCUCCCCACCCUCCCACAGAGAGGCAGGAAUUCCGGGAUGUCUCCUGUUCCCGGGAAAUGAUCAGUCUGUGUUUGAUGAAACUCCCUCCGUCGGUCUGAGAGCGGGAUGCAAUCUCCCAGCCUGUGCCAUCUCUCUCUCUCUCUCUCUCUCUGUGUGUCUCACUGUCUCCUGUUCAAUGUCCAAUAAAGACAAUUGGUGUUUACCAUCCAG